Molecule: messenger RNA, 3156 nt
Organism: Cylicocyclus nassatus
Lineage: Eukaryota; Metazoa; Nematoda; Chromadorea; Rhabditida; Strongylidae
Source: the annotation of a GenBank genome assembly
GGCUGGUAUACUUUGAAUGCGGAAAAAACUGUGGAGGAACCCAAUCCGGAAGUUAUUGAAGCCAGCUUUAUGUGCACUGGGAAGAUACGAUGUUGGUGGUGUGUGGUCGCAUGUACUGGAUUCAAAACUGACGCGGAACCAUCAAAACGAGGCCCCACAGUGGACAUCUGGAAAGAUGCGAGCUGUGCUCUCGCUGGGCGCCGAUGUGCUGCCGGAGUACAAGCUGCAGCCGACGCGCAUCCACCAUUGCACCAUCGUGCAUUACAGUCCAUUCAAAGCGGUCUGGGACUGGAUUAUAUUGCUGCUCGUUAUAUAUACGGCAGUAUUCACACCGUACGUUGCGGCCUUUCUUCUCAGAGAAUUACAAGAUACCUCACGUAAGGCUCGAUUUUCGGAGCCUUUGGAAAUCGUCGAUUUGAUAGUGGAUAUUAUGUUUAUAGUGGACAUUAUUAUAAAUUUUCGUACUACUUACGUCAAUGAGAAUGAUGAGGUAGUGUCACACCCGGGUAAAAUUGCCAUCCACUAUUUCAAAGGAUGGUUCGUCAUAGAUAUGAUAGCCGCCGUGCCAUUCGAUUUGUUAUUAGUGAAUACAAACAGCGAUGAAACUACCACGCUUAUUGGUCUACUAAAAACUGCUCGAUUAUUACGGUUAGUGCGGGUAGCAAGAAAAUUAGAUAGGUAUUCCGAAUACGGUGCUGCCGUGUUAUUACUAUUGAUGGCGACGUUCGCCCUAAUUGCUCAUUGGUUAGCGUGCAUUUGGUACGCGAUAGGAAGCGCCGAACUGCCACAUAAGCGUGAAAUUACGUGGUUACAUCAGUUAUCUCGGCAUCUGAACGAGCCAUACUUGUCAACCAACGGUACAGUACCCACGGGUGGACCGUCGUUAAAGAGUCGUUACGUAACGUCACUAUACUUCACACUUUCAACCAUCACUUCUAUAGGUUUCGGUAACGUCUCUGCGACGACGGAUUCCGAGAAAAUAUUCACUAUUAUAAUGAUGAUUUUAGGAUCUUUAAUGUAUGCCUCUGUGUUUGGUAACGUAUCAGCCAUUAUACAACGGUUGUAUAGCGGGACAGCACGAUAUCAUACGGAAAUGUCACGACUACGUGAAUUUAUCCGAUUUCAUCAGAUUCCUAAUCCGUUACGGCAACGGCUCGAGGAAUACUUUCAACAUGCAUGGUCAUAUACGAAUGGAAUCGAUAUGAACUUGGUGUUGAAAGGUUUCCCCGAUUGCCUACAAGCGGAUAUAUGCUUACAUCUGAAUAGAAAUCUGUUGAGUAGUUGUCCUGCAUUUGCCGGAUCGACACCCGGUUGCCUGAGGGCGUUGAGUAUGCGGUUUCGCACCACUCAUGCGCCACCUGGUGAUACGCUAGUCCAUCGUGGUGACAUCCUAACCGGUCUGCAUUUCAUAGCGCGAGGUAGCGUUGAGAUCCUGAACGAUGACAACACUGUUAUGGGCAUACUUGGGAAAGAUGACAUAUUUGGUGAAAAUCCGUUGUUGUAUGAAGAAGUCGGCAAGUCAUCAUGCAAUGUCCGUGCAUUGACAUAUUGUGAUCUGCAUAAAAUUCUCAGGGAUGAUCUGCUCGAUGUACUGGAUAUGUAUCCGGAAUUUGCGGAAAAUUUUUGCAAAAACCUCAUCAUCACUUACAAUUUGCGCGAUGAAUCCCAGUCUACACGAAAGCGAUUCGAUCGUCACAAAUUGUUGAGAAUGUCAUCUUCACUAAAUAAAGACCGAUACGGUACGCCGUUCGAUGACACCUCUGAACAACGACAGCGGCGGAGUGCUACUGAUUCAGUGUCCCGAACGGACUCGAACCCGGUUGAUCGUCGACAAUCUGGUGGGUCCCGUGGCUCAUCACGCUAUUCUCCACCACAUGUACGAGCUGAAGCGACACCGUUGUUACGACGUGCUCAACACGAAGAAGAUGACGGAGUGUUCGAAGAUAUUCGUGCAUUUUCUCGUGGUAACACCGUAACCGUCUCACCAACUGUGCAUCACGACUCUAAUGGAAACGGUGCUGUGCCAUACCGGAUACCACCGCCCGAUCGUGAGACUGAAAGCAGCGAUGACACGAAAAUUGUGCAGUUAUCACGGCGAUUGGAUUCCAUAGAAAAUGCUCUUGAACGGAUGCAGAACAAAAUGAACUCGGAUUUCGAGUUAUUAAUACGGUUGCUGAAAGAUCAUGGCAAACUCCCGUCCUCAUCCGAUGAAUCCGUUGAGUCCGUGCGACAACGGCGGGUCGUGUCCAUCAGUCCUGGUGAGAUUGUUCGCCUACCCAAUGGAGGCGACGAGAUGAGAUAUUUGAAGAUGAUGCGGAUACAUUGUUGUGAUGACCUGCUCACUUCUCAGCGUUCCUUGCCCAACACAAUGUGCCAUCAAUAAAACUAUUCUCAUCCCUCACACUUGUAUUUUACAGAAGUUUUAUAGAGAACAUAUAUAGCCAUCACGUAGUGCCGAGAAUGAAUUAUUGGAACAAAUUUCCAAUAAUUCGAAGAUUGACAUGUCCCUAUAGCAAUUCCACCCAUAGCUGCUUGAAUUUGCAAGGGUUUGUACUGCCCCGUAUGGUAUCUUUCCUUGAUUCAUGUUUGGCCUUCCAUAUCGUUUCUGAGCGUGCACCUGUAGCUUGGCGGUUGAUGUGGAAUUUAGCAAUUUUUAGCAUUUUGGAGGAUUUGUGGUUAAAAAAAACCGAAAAAUUCGAAAAACUCCUCAGCAACCGCAAUUCUGCAAUCCCUGUUUUUGUAAGGCGGUUAUUUGUGAGUUUCGUCGUUGUCAGAAGCGUAAGCUACGCAACUUCACAACAACCGCCAUUACCCUUGCCGAUCUCCACGCCACCUUCAAUGUUAGGGAUUUCAUUCGCAUACCGAUGUCACCAUCAAUGUUCAUUACGGGUUCACCAAUGUUUUACAAAAAUCGGUGUCUCUCAAGAAAAAAAUCUAGUCUCACCCCCCCCCCCCCCCCACCUUUAAUGUACAAUAAAUUCGAAAUUGCUGCUAUGUGUUUCGAGCACGUCGAAGGACGUGAGGCAGAACAUCUCAGGAAAGUCUGUCGUUUGCUUCAAAAUCCUUCCUCUUCCAUGUCCUCCCUCCUCCUCAUCCUUGUUUUAUCCUCCUCCUCCACCAAGUGAUGCCGUCUCCCAUAUGUCUCAAUAUGCCAAA